GUCCAUUGCAAGUGAGAGGGGAGGACGGGCGCGAGUUAGCGACACAUCCCACGGGUUUUAUGUUGCUGCUUUUGAGCCGUCAAGUGUCUCUGUCACUCGUUCGACAAGUCACACCCCGAAGUCUGAUAUCGCUGUCAAAGCCUGGUUUUUUGACUCUACGCGCAACUACACUCAGCAUUAGACACUGUACGUUUUCUGUUAACGCUACCAGCCAGCAUUUAGUCACCAUGCCUGAGAGGAGGCCCUUCGUACGGUUGCCCACUGACGUCUACCCCGUAAACUACGGGCUGUGUUUGAAGCCCGACCUCAUCGACUUCACCUUCGAGGGCAAACUGGAGGCAGCCGUAGAGGUUAGACAAGGGACAAACCAGAUAGUGAUGAACUGUGCUGAUAUAGAUAUUAUCACUGCAUCUUUUGCACCAGAAGGGGGGGAAGAAAUUAAUGCUACAGGAUUCAACUAUCAGAAUGAGGAUGAGAAGGUCACUUUGUCAUUCCCCAGUGCUCUUCAGAAAGGGUUGGGUACGUUGAAGAUUGACUUCGUUGGAGAGUUGAAUGACAAAAUGAAAGGAUUCUACAGAAGUAAAUAUGCAACUCCUUCAGGAGAAAUCCGCUACGCUGCUGUCACACAGUUUGAGGCCACGGAUGCUCGCCGAGCUUUCCCCUGCUGGGAUGAGCCAGCUAUCAAAGCCACCUUUGACAUCACCCUCAUUGUCCCCAAGGACCGAGUAGCCUUGUCAAAUAUGAAUGUCAUUGAUCGAAAGCCAUAUGCAGAAGAUGACAGUCUGGUGGAGGUGAAAUUCGCCACUACACCCAUCAUGUCCACGUAUCUGGUGGCAUUUGUAAUUGGUGAAUAUGAUUUUGUGGAGAGCCAGACGUCUGAUGGAGUGACGGUCCGCGUGUACACGCCUGUGGGGAAAGCAGAGCAAGGGAAGUUUGCGCUGGAGGUGGCUACAAAGACCUUACCUUUCUACAAAGACUAUUUCAGUGUUCCUUAUCCAUUGCCUAAAAUUGAUCUAAUAGCUAUUGCUGAUUUUGCUGCUGGUGCUAUGGAAAACUGGGGCCUUGUUACUUACAGGGAGACUGCUCUGCUGAUCGACCCAAAGAACUCGUGUGCGUCCUCACGUCAGUGGGUAGCCCUGGUAGUGGGGCAUGAGCUGGCACACCAGUGGUUUGGGAAUUUGGUUACUAUGGAGUGGUGGACCCAUUUGUGGCUUAAUGAGGGUUUUGCAUCAUGGAUCGAGUACCUCUGUGUGGACCACUGUUUCCCUGAGUACGACAUCUGGACGCAGUUUGUGUCUGCUGACUACACCAGGGCUCUGGAUCUCGAUGCUCUUGAUAACAGCCACCCCAUUGAGGUUAAUGUAGGACACCCCUCAGAGGUAGAUGAAAUUUUUGAUGCCAUAUCAUACAGCAAAGGCGCCUCCGUUAUACGCAUGCUGCACAACUACAUAGGAGACGAGGAUUUUAGGAAGGGAAUGAAUGCUUACCUUUUAAAGUUUCAGCACAAAAAUGCAUCAACAGAGGACCUAUGGGACUGUUUGGAGCAGGCUAGUGGGAAACCCAUCGCCGCAGUAAUGAGCUCUUGGACCAAACAGAUGGGAUUCCCCAUUAUUGUAGUGGACCAAGAGCAGCAAGGAGGUGAUCGAGUACUGAAGAUAUCUCAGAGGAAGUUCUGUGCUAGUGGACCACACAAUGGGGAGGAUUGCCCUAGCUGGAUGGUCCCCAUUAGCAUCUGUACCAGUGAAGACCCCAGCUGCUCCAAGAUAAGGGUUCUUUUGGACCAGCCUGAAAGCACUGUCACCAUCCCCAACCUUGGACCAGAUAAGUGGGUCAAGAUAAAUCCAGGCACAGUGGGCUUCUAUAGGAUCCAGUAUAGCUCUGCCAUGCUGGAGAGUUUGCUGCCAGGCAUCAGAGACCUCACCUUGCUCCCUGUGGACCGACUGGGCCUUCAGAACGACCUUUUCUCCCUGUCACGCGCUGGGAUGAUUAGCACAGUGGAGGUGCUGAAGUUGAUGGAGGCAUUUGUGAAUGAGCCUAACUACACUGUGUGGAGUGACCUGAGCUGUAACCUGGGUGUGCUGUCUUCUCUGCUCUCCUACACUGACUUCCAUGAGGAGAUCCAGGAGUUCAUCAGAGACCUCUUCACUCCCAUUGGCCUAAAGCUGGGCUGGGACAGCAAGUCUGGGGAAGGACACUUGGACGCUCUGCUGCGGGGACUGGUUUUGGGGAAGCUGGGCAAGGCGGGACACAAGGCCACGCUGGACGAGGCUCGGAGGAGAUUUAAACAGCAUGUGGAAGGCAAGCAGAUCCUCCCCGCAGACCUCAGGAGUCCAGUCUACCUAACAGUUCUGAAGCAUGGGGACAGCUCAACGCUGGACACAAUGUUGAAGCUCCACAAGCAAGCAGACAUGCAGGAAGAAAAGAAUCGCAUAGAGAGAGUUCUGGGAGCAAUCUCAGCUCCUGAGCUCAUCCAGAGAGUGCUAAACUUUGCUCUUUCGGAUGAGGUGCGUCCUCAAGACACUGUGUCAGUUAUCGGGGGUGUGGCCGGUAGCAGCAAGCAUGGCCGCAAAGCAGCCUGGAAAUUCGUCAAAGACAAUUGGGAGGAGCUUCAUAACCGUUACCAGGGUGGAUUCCUCAUAUCACGGCUCAUCAAGCUGACUGUUGAUGGAUUUGCAAUUGACAAAAUGGCUGCAGAAGUGAAGAGUUUCUUUGAGAGUCACCAUGCACCGGCAGCUGAGCGUACUGUCCAGCAGUGCUGCGAGAACAUUCUUCUAAAUGCAGCGUGGCUCAAACGGGAUGCCGACGACAUCCACCAGUACUUAGUGCAGCGCAGGGUGCCCCCUGUCUGACCCUUGACCUCUGACCCUGGCCUCUCCUGACCUGCUCACUCACUCACUCAGAUCUCCCAGCAAAUCAUCGCUGCCUCCGCCCCUCCGCCGACCAGAGAGCGAGAGUAUCCAGAAACCAAACGGGCUUUGUUUUUCUAUAUCCAGUGACAAUAAAAUGAAGAUUACAGCACUGCAGCUUCAUCUUGAGAAUUACCCAAGAGAAAUCAAAAUCGAGACGGAAGAACCUAAACUGUCAGAAGCGUGAUGAGGAAUGCCGUACCCUGUUCUGCCUGCUGGAGUUGAUGUACGUGCAAAAAUGUGAAUGGAAAUGGCCAAAAUGCCAGAUUUUGGAUUUUUCUUUUUUCUUUCUCUUUUCUUUUUAAAGAUGGUAACGCAUGCAAAUGCUUUCUACAGUUAGCACUCGAUCAGUACAGUACUCUGCCAGACAUUUCUGUAUGCACAUUUACACAGUAGUAUAACUGUGAACUGUUUUUGCUCUUACACUUUUCUCUUUAAUAAGAGGCAUGCUUGCAACAUUUGAUAUCGAUGAUUUAAAGUUUAUUUUUAUUUUUUUUAUUUUUAUUUUUUUUUUGCCAUGUAUGUUUUCUGUGCAAACAGUAAUCAACUUCUUCUGCCGUGUCAUCCGUGAUGAUGGCUAUAGCCAGUUUUACCUAGAAUCACCAUGAGAUGUGGCUUGGCAGAAUGGGGUUAAAGGUCAUGGUGGAGUGGUUGUAGAAUGGACAUUUAAUGGCAACGGCACUGAUCCCCCAACGCUGAAACGGUUAGACCAGACCUAACAGCGUAAGCAUGGUACUGUAUGUAUAUUGUAUAAUGCAAGUAUUCUUUGCUGAGACCUUCAGCUAAUUUGAAUUGCGUCAUGCAUUUCUCCUUCUGUAUGAAACCAUCCCCUCUUCCGCAGCACACUCCCAAUGGCCUGUCCCUCUCAAACAACAACACAACGGCAAGAUUUAAAGCAGAGAAAGUCAUUUACGAUACCCCUGCAUCUGCCACAUCAAAACUGAGUUGUAAAAAAAACAAAUGCAUUUUAUAAAGUGUAUAUUCAACAAUUAUUUUACUGUUGUGAAAGUCACAGCUGAAAUAGAAUGAACAUACGUGGGCCUUUGGAAUAUAUCAAGUCAAGGCCUUCCUGAAACUUUGAAGUGACAAGGAUGGUGAUUUACUCUGUAAUUGUGCUCUGAGGCCUUAAAUCGGUAAAACUGGUUCGCAAUAAUGAUUAUUCAGACCAGAUUGGUAAUUGUACUUAAACAAGCAGGUAAAUGUCAAUCAAAUGUUACAGAUACACAUAGGCUUGUUGAGCAAGUAUGUCUAUUAAAAAUAUAUCCAAUGUGGCUCGUAACUUUACGGGAGAUCAAGCUGUCCAACUCUUUCCCUGAAACAUUUGUUGUGCUUUUGUUUAAGGAUACACUUGGUGUUCAUUAAAGACGAAAAGAAAUGAAGAGAAAAGCCUA
This is a messenger RNA of Colossoma macropomum (tambaqui), 4297 nucleotides long. It is a transcript of the gene npepps, whose product is annotated as aminopeptidase puromycin sensitive. NCBI's taxonomy places the organism in Eukaryota, Metazoa, Chordata, Actinopteri, Characiformes, Serrasalmidae. Gene Ontology annotation, molecular function: metalloaminopeptidase activity; zinc ion binding; peptide binding. Gene Ontology annotation, biological process: peptide catabolic process; proteolysis. Bases 60 to 2849 code for a protein of 929 amino acids. The record is from RefSeq and is a predicted model, not a curated record. The transcript has 23 exons. Gene Ontology annotation, cellular component: cytoplasm.